Messenger RNA from Schizophyllum commune H4-8, 954 nucleotides. Its product is annotated as NAD(P)-binding protein. Gene Ontology annotation, molecular function: oxidoreductase activity, acting on NAD(P)H, oxygen as acceptor. The transcript is spliced from 4 exons. The coding region runs from base 1 to 954 and encodes 317 amino acids. The record is from RefSeq and is a predicted model, not a curated record. Gene Ontology annotation, cellular component: intracellular anatomical structure. NCBI's taxonomy places the organism in Eukaryota, Fungi, Basidiomycota, Agaricomycetes, Agaricales, Schizophyllaceae.
AUGCUGAACGUCAGCAGACCCAGCGCACGCGUCUUGCGCGCCGUACGUGCCCAGACUUCGACUGGCCGCCGACGCGCUGCGGUCCGCACCUUCGCCACCAGGGACAUCGACAAAGCAAGGCGCGAGGAGGCAAGGACGAAAACAUCCCAUGAGGCGGUCUCGGGGUCACUGCGCGAACCUACCAUCCAAGAACUCUACUCCCUCAAGGGGAGGACAGCUAUCGUAACUGGCGGCGGCCGCGGCCUCGGCGUCUCCAUUGCUGGCGCAUACCUUGAAGCCGGCGCCGACGUAUACUGCGUCGACGUCCUUCCCACAGCCGCCUCGCCCGAAGAAUGGGACAGGCUAUCCUCGCUCGCGAAGAGCUCAGGCCUAACCCUCGGCUAUCGCCAACUCGACAUAACGAAGCAGGCGCAGGUGAAUGAGGUGUUCAGGGAUAUCGCCGCCGAAGCGCCCACGCCAGUAAGGGUGCUCAUGGCGUCCGCGGGGAUCCAGCACGAGAGCGAUGCUAUCGACUACGAUGAGGCCGACGUGCGGCGCGUCAUUGACGUGAACACAGUCGGCACCUUCAACUCUGUGCAGGCCGCCGCGCGCCUCAUGCAGCAGCAUAAUCUCGGCGGCUCCAUCGCCAUGAUCGCUUCCAUGAGCGCGACCAUAGCGAAUCGCGGGCUCACCUGCGUGCCAUACAACGCCUCCAAAGCCGCCCUCGUCCAAAUGGCGCGCUCCCUCGCCAUGGAAUGGGCCCCCGCCAUCCGCGUCAACACCCUCAGCCCGGGCUACAUCAAGACCAUCCUCACCGAGCGCCUCGUCCAGGACAACCCGCACCGCCUCGAGCGCUGGGAGGGCGAUAACCCUCUGGGGCGCAUGUCCCUGCCGUGGGAGUACAAGGGCCCCGCGGUCUUCCUCGCCUCGGACGCGAGCUCGUUCGUGAAUGGGUUCGAUUUGCGGUGCGAGUGA